AGUAAAGUAGUUAGUCUUUCAACCUCCGAGUGGUGGGCAGGUAGCUGCUUUACUGGUGUUCAAGCUGUGUAAAUACUGCGAAUUUCCGUGUCAUUGGUCUUGUUAUAUUGUCGACGAGUGACGAGGCUAGAAGAUGGCAGACUGUCAGGAAGAUGGGUCGCCUGAUCUGACUCCCAUGGAACUUUACGAGAUGCUCAGUGCACAAGGAGAGAAGGUCCGAGGCCUGAAAUCAGAGAAGGCUGCAAAGACCGAGAUUGAUGCUGCUGUACAGUUGCUGCUGAAGCUGAAAAUAGAUUACAAAAAAAUCACAGGUCAGGAUUACAAAGCUGGUUGUCCACCGACUGACAUCAUAGUUUCAAAUAGUAACGGACCUGCUGUAGAGGAUGGGAAUGAUCAGGUGGACCCCUGGAACGUCUCUACCACCAGUGCCAGAGGAGUGGAUUACGACAAGCUUAUUGUGAGAUUUGGAAGCAGUAAGAUUGACCAACAAUUGAUUGACAGAAUUGGCAGACUUACUGGUCAGAUACCACACCGUUUCCUCCGCCGAGGAGUCUUCUUCUCACAUAGAGACAUGCAUCAAGUCUUAGAUGCCUACGAGAGCAAGAAGUCCUUCUUUCUUUACACAGGCAGAGGGCCUUCAUCACAAGCCAUGCAUGUUGGCCAUCUUAUCCCCUUUAUCUUCACCAAAUGGCUUCAGGACAUGUUUGAUGUACCUCUGGUCAUUCAGUUGACUGAUGAUGAGAAGUAUCUAUGGAAGGAUCUGACGCAGGAGGAGUGUCAUCGUUAUGCGGUGGAGAAUGCUAAAGACAUAAUUGCUUGUGGAUUUGAUGUCAACAAGACAUUCAUCUUUUCUGACCUAGACUAUUUGGGCACGAGUCCAUCAUUCUAUAAAAAUGUCGUGAAAAUACAGAAGCAUGUAACAUUUAACCAAGUUAAAGGCAUCUUUGGAUUCACAGAUAGCGACUGCAUUGGAAAGAUCAGUUUCCCAGCAAUACAAGCAGCCCCUUCCUUCAGCAGUUCGUUCCCACAGAUCUUCAACAACAGAAAAGAUUUGCAGUGUCUUAUCCCCUGUGCAAUUGACCAGGACCCCUAUUUCCGCAUGACACGAGAUGUAGCUCCUCGAAUAGGCUACCUCAAACCUGCUCUGCUACACUCCACCUUUUUCCCUGCUUUGCAAGGAGCUCAGACCAAGAUGAGUGCCAGCGAUCCUAACUCCUCCAUCUUCCUGACAGACACACCAAAACAGAUAAAAAACAAGAUCAAUAAGCACGCAUUCUCUGGUGGAAAGGACACUAUAGAGGAACACAGGAACUAUGGAGGAAACCCAGAUGUAGAUGUGUCAUUCAUGUACCUGACCUUCUUCCUUGAGGACGAUGAGGAGCUGGAGAAAAUUAGACAGGAUUAUACCAGUGGAGCACUUCUGACCGGUGAACUAAAGAAGCGUCUGAUUGAGAUCCUUCAGCCUCUGAUCGCAGACCACCAAAACAGACGCAAGCAAGUUACGGAUGAGACUGUCAUGCAGUUUAUGACCCCACGGAAGCUAGACUUCCACUUCUAGUUUGAAUGAAAGAAAGAGGUGGGAAAUGGACUGCUAAAUUAUGUACUAACUUCUCAUGCAAUGCCUAAAUGGCCACAAUUCAUUAACCUCAAGGACUAGUGACAGGCAUGCCCUGAUGAAGAAGAUAAAACUCAGUCUAAAAAGACAUCAACUUGUUUGUAUACAAUUAUGUCGUUCAACAUGUCAAAUAAAACAAGUGAAUAACAUCA
Molecule: messenger RNA, 1767 nt
Organism: Pygocentrus nattereri (red-bellied piranha)
Lineage: Eukaryota; Metazoa; Chordata; Actinopteri; Characiformes; Serrasalmidae
Gene: wars1
Product: tryptophanyl-tRNA synthetase 1
Exons: 11
Coding region: 134-1558 (474 amino acids)
Biological process (GO): tryptophanyl-tRNA aminoacylation
Cellular component (GO): cytoplasm
Molecular function (GO): tryptophan-tRNA ligase activity; ATP binding
Source: RefSeq, a predicted model, not a curated record